AUGAUGAAAGCAAAAGGAAGACAUCCUUUCAAAGGUAAGGGAAAGGUAAAAGAAAAUUCUUCCGUUAAUAUAAAAUGCUUUGGUUGUGGUGAAGCAGGGCAUAUGAAGACCGAAUACCCAAACAAGAAAAAUGAUGAACACAAGGGCAAAAAGCAAUUCAAGAAGAAAGCAUAUAUUGCUUGGGAUGACAGUGAUUCAAAUUCAGAAUCAAGCGACUCAGAAAUUGAAGCAAACAUUUGCUUGAUGGCAAAUAACAACAUUUCUUCGGAUUUUGAGGUUAGUGAUUCCGAUUCAUCCUCUAGUGAAGAAAAUGACCAUGAUGAAUUGCAAAAUGCUUAUAAUGAGUUAUUUACUGCAUUUAUGGAUAUGAAAAAAGAAUAUAAAGUUGUAAAGAAAAAUCUAAGAAGAUCCGAAAAGGAAAAUGAGUCCUUAAAAUUGAAAAUUGCAUGUUUAGAAGAAAAGGAAAAUGA
Sphenostylis stenocarpa is the source of this 470-nucleotide messenger RNA. The record is from the annotation of a GenBank genome assembly. Lineage: Eukaryota; Viridiplantae; Streptophyta; Magnoliopsida; Fabales; Fabaceae.